AUGCUUACACUUGGAAUUGAACAGUCAGUGGUGUUUAGAAACGACUCAUUACCCUUGUCACAAUAUUCCAAAGUCCUUUCAAACACAAAGUCUCAUCUCUCCAAGACCCAAAAUCUAACUCUACCCAAAACACAAAGUCUCAACUCUAUUCAAGACACAAAGUCUAUCCAAGACACAAAGUCUCAACUCUAUCCAAGACCCAAAGUAUCAACUUUACCAGAGACCCAAAGUCUCCACUCUAUCCGAGACGCCAAGUCUCCACUCUAUCCAAGACCCAAAGUCCCAACUCUAUCCAAGAACCAAAGUCUCAACUCUACCCGAGACACAAAGUCUCAACUCUAUCCAAGACCNGCACAGAAAAAGUGA
This is a messenger RNA of Clunio marinus, 366 nucleotides long. The record is from the annotation of a GenBank genome assembly. Lineage: Eukaryota; Metazoa; Arthropoda; Insecta; Diptera; Chironomidae.